CUUCCUCCUCGCCCCAGCAAACACACGACUGCCUUUUCCUUUCGCAACACACACCCCACGAGCGCAGGCGCGGGCGCGGGCGCCGCAGCCUCCGAUCCGGCGGCAUCGAUCUCCGCACUGCUCGCGCCCGCCCCCGCCCCCGCCCCCGCCACCGCCUUCCAUCCAUGAGGGUGUUGCUGUCGCGCCGGCGCGGCGCCGCCGGCCGCGUGCUGUGCAUCAAGAAGAAGGCCCGCGGAUUCAUGUGCGGCUGCGGCGGCACCAAGGCCAUCUCCAUCUCCGACGGCUCGUCCGACAAGCAGUCACCAAUGGCCACGCCGCAGACCGCCGCGUCCACCACUCCCCUUACCGCCAUGUCCACCACCACCACCAGGUCGACGAGAAGACGAGGAGGGAACAGGCCGCCGCCGCCGGCGGCGGCGGCGACGUCAAACACGGAGGCUCCCUCCUCGUUCUCAUCCUCGUCUUUGUACGCGGACACCACCACCGACGACGGCGGGCCCAGCAGCAUGGAGAGCACGCCCAGCCUGUCGGCGCUCCUGCGCCAGCUCGGCGAGCUGGAGCGCAGCGUCCGCUUCCUGCACACCGCGGGACCCACCGGCAACGGAGCGGAGGCCGGCGCCGGCGCCGGCGUCACUGAUGGCAACAAGCAGCAGAACGGCGGCGGCGGCGGGCGGCGGCACCGUCGGACCGUGAGCGAGGGCUGCGGCGGCGGGUCAGGGCGUGUGGAGGAGAGCGUGGCGGUGGUGAAGGAGUCGGCGGACCCGCUGGGCGACUUCCGGCGGUCCAUGCUGCAGAUGAUCGUGGAGAAUGAGAUCGUGGGCGGGGCCGAGCUCCGGGAGCUGCUGCACCGGUUCCUGUCCCUCAACUCGCCGCACCACCACCACCUCAUCCUCCGCGCCUUCGCCGAGAUCUGGGAGGAGGUCUUCGCCGGGUACGACCGCACGCCGGACCUGCUCGUCUCCCACCGCAACAAGAAGCAGCAGCAUCACCUGCCAACGACGCGUGGUGCUUGAUUCGUCGUCUGGUCAUCCCAUCCGUGGAUUUCUUGUUCGUGCCUGGACGGACGAGACUGCAAGGUUUUCGGUAGUUUUUUUUUUUUUUUGUCCGUUGAUUUCUUGACGCAUUGGUAUCAUCAUCAAGCGUGCUGUGUACAAACGAUUCAACUGGAGAGACUGCAAGGUUUUCAGUGGGGUUUUUGUCGAUUUCUUGACGAA
Sorghum bicolor (sorghum) is the source of this 1214-nucleotide messenger RNA. Its product is annotated as transcription repressor OFP8. Lineage: Eukaryota; Viridiplantae; Streptophyta; Magnoliopsida; Poales; Poaceae. Bases 165 to 1013 code for a protein of 282 amino acids. The record is from RefSeq and is a predicted model, not a curated record. Gene Ontology annotation, biological process: negative regulation of DNA-templated transcription. The transcript has a single exon.